CUCCUGGGAAGGAAUUCUCCUGUUAUAGAGAGGGAAUACCAAACUGAGAUUGACUGUCCUUCCUUACAAGGCUGUGAACUGAACAGCGGUACCAGGAGGUGUGUAGUGAAGGUGGAAGACAAUUUACUGGAACACAUUGUGUUUUUGAAAUCAGUGUCUCUGGGAGAGGAAGCAGAAGAUGAGCUGCACGUGGUGGCAGUUGAGUCCAAAAACAUGACCAGUGUCUACAAACCUGUGCCCAUUGCAUCACUGAGGCUCUCUGUCUUACCAAUGGUCAGCCUGGGCAACUUUGAAUUCACUCCUCCUGUUGCCUUUGUGUUAAAGUCUGGAACUGGGCCAGUCUACCUUGUUGGUCAGCACUUGAUCUUGGAAGGUAAUUCUGAUUACGAGUCGCCAGGAUAUGAUACCCAGACGGAUGAUACCCAAUCAGAUGAUACCCAGACGGAUGACACCCAGGCAGCUGUAGAGACACAGGUGGAUGAUACCCAGACCAAUGGAGAAGAUACCCAGAAGAAUGUAGACUAUAGCGGGAGCAAUGCUGGGACUGAGGACUAUCCCGGUGGCACACCGGAAGCAUCUGGGCCUCUCAUACUCAAGCGACCGCCUCUCCGCAUAUGAGCCGGGAUGGACUUUAAGAGCCUCAUGACAAGGCAAUGGAACCGAGCCACCAUUGAUGCCCAGUUUCCUGAUCUGAGUGCAUAUUGUGUGGAGGACGUCUUCCAAACCUUCAAUGGUCCCAUGUGCUGCUGAUGGACAAUUAAAC
Eublepharis macularius is the source of this 763-nucleotide messenger RNA. RefSeq names its product nucleoplasmin-like. The transcript is spliced from 7 exons. Gene Ontology annotation, molecular function: chromatin binding; RNA binding; histone binding. The record is from RefSeq and is a predicted model, not a curated record. Gene Ontology annotation, biological process: chromatin remodeling. Lineage: Eukaryota; Metazoa; Chordata; Lepidosauria; Squamata; Eublepharidae. The annotation marks the transcript as partial. Gene Ontology annotation, cellular component: nucleoplasm; cytoplasm; nucleolus.